CCUUCCAGUUAAAUUGUGCAUAGUGCAAGUGCAUAAUAUUUACAUCAGUUUAUAUACACAUAUCCAAAAAUAAACAUGAGUGCCCAACUAAAUGUAGACAGUUUGUCUAGUAUUUUCGAUAAUUUACAAAUUAAAAGUCCAUCAAAACGUUUACAAAUCAAGCAAGAAUCAGAAAAACCAUUGCUGGUACAAAAAAAUCCAAAAAUUUUGUCAGAUUUGCUGGGUGCAUUGAAUUCUCAAGAACAUGCAACUUGGGCAACAACCGAUUUUACAAAUAAAGUAGGAAGGUUAACUAAAUUAGAAAAACAUACAAUUGAAUACAGGCGAAUCAAAAUGUUGUUUGACAAUUCCAUGAGAAAACCUUACAGUGUCUGUAAAAUAAAAAGAGUAGAGAACCCAUAUUUGUUUGUCCAAUACAAUUUAAAGAAGUUAAAGAAACAAUGUUCAGAAAGGCAAUUAUUUCAUGGGACAACAGAAUCUAGUAUUAAAGCUAUCUGUCGGGAAAAUUUUAAUUGGAGGUUGGCUGGUACGAGUGUGGGACACAGAUUUGGAAGAGGAGUUUCCUUUUCACCAGAGUCCAACUACUCCAGUUACUAUCCCAGAAAUUAUUUUUUGCCUCGAAGGAUUAUGUUUGUUGCUGAUGUAUUAAUAAAAUCAACCUGCAUUGGAGACCCCUCUAUGACAAUACCCAUUGAGUCCUGCGAUACUUCAGUUAAACCUGACGGGAAAGUUGUCGUAAAAUAUGAAGACAAUGAUUUCUAUCCAAAGUAUGUUAUAUAUUAUAAAUAG
This is a messenger RNA of Anoplophora glabripennis (Asian longhorned beetle), 789 nucleotides long. Its product is annotated as poly [ADP-ribose] polymerase 12-like. Gene Ontology annotation, molecular function: NAD+ poly-ADP-ribosyltransferase activity. The coding region runs from base 76 to 789 and encodes 237 amino acids. Lineage: Eukaryota; Metazoa; Arthropoda; Insecta; Coleoptera; Cerambycidae. The record is from RefSeq and is a predicted model, not a curated record. The transcript has a single exon.